GUUUCUAGCUACUUCUCACGCUUGAACUUCACAGUGAAAUACUUUAAAAAUUUACUGCAAUAGGCUCGGUAGUUGUGCCAAAGUCAAAGUCGGCCGGUAGAAUUCUCGAUCGUGUAAACUUUUCACCUGAACAAUAAAAAAGGGCAAGCUUGUCUCAUCAAAGACAAAGAAUCCACAUCACGUCGAAAUGGCCUCAUCUUCCGCUCCGACUCUUUUGGCCGACGGAACGGCCUCUUCAAAUCUGGCCGCCUCCCCAGCCACGCUCAUCACCACGACCGCAGAAGACUGGCUUUCCUCCAACGAUUUCACUUUGACCACCCGGUCUGUCUACGAAAAACUGAUCCACGGGCAGGGCACUUCCGACCGGAACAUCGCACAACAUAUCUUCGUCGACACAAUUAUCGGACUGCACAAGGAGCUGUUGUUGAAAGAUUCCAUGAUUGUGGACGGGAACAACGCGGUUAUCGAUUACGACACAGGGAAUGUUACUAACUGUUUGAGUUUACUCCCGUUACAGCAGUACCUCCCGGAGCCCGACGAAGAAUUCAUCAAAAACUGCUGCGACACGCUGCACGAAAGCACGAAGUUAAUGGAGAAAAAUCCGCAGCUGCAAGCCGGAAUGAAUAGUAAUCACGAAAUCGAGAUUUUCCCCACCUGGUUUGAGAUGCAGAAGCAGGGAAUUGCGGACUACGAGCAGUUUUUGGAAAUGAUUCAGGCGGUUUUUGUCCAAAUUGCGCAUUGCGCGGAACUAUUGCAGCAGCAAUUGAUGCAGUCGGAUUUUGGGAAAUUAUCCCGGAAGUUGAAUGGCGGACUGAUUGACCCAGGGACCAUUGUCGCAGAUGUGCUGAACAACGCGGGAUCGGCGGGGCAGGGCGGUUUAGCAGCGACGAGUCUGCUGCGGCAUCCCAGUGUGCACGGGGUCCAGGGAAGGAACUGCUAAGAUAGGUUGCUUUCUGUUGUCGUUUCAUGGCACCAGACGGAUUGAAACAACGAUGAUGAAGUCACUACCUCACCGAGACAAAGUUUUGGCUCAGAGAACUACGUAGACGUGAAACAGAAACAGAGAAAUGGAAUGUUUUGCUCUACUCUCCAGAGCCGGUCGUCGCGCUGGCAGCGACAUUCAUAAAAAGUGCUUUUAUUUCUCAUUGUCAGCAGUGGUGUGCAACUUGUUAGGUCC
This is a messenger RNA of Amoebophrya sp. A120, 1177 nucleotides long. Lineage: Eukaryota; Dinophyceae; Syndiniales; Amoebophryaceae. The record is from the annotation of a GenBank genome assembly.